AUGCCAGGCUUCGACUUCUCAAACUACAACCGCAAUGCGGCUCUCCACGCCCGCGGAGUCCCUCUUCCCAAGGCCACCAGCACUGGAACGACUAUUGUUGGAUGCAUAUUUGAUGGUGGUGUUGUGAUUGCUGCCGAUACUCGAGCCACAUCCGGUCCCAUUGUCGCCGACAAGAACUGCGAGAAGCUUCACUACAUCUCGCCUCAGAUCUGGUGCGCUGGUGCCGGUACCGCCGCUGACACAGAGUUCACCACCGCCCUCAUCUCUUCUCAACUCGAGCUGCACUCCCUAUCCACAGGUCGCAAGCCCCGCGUUGUCACCUGCAUGACCCUCCUGAAGCAGCACCUCUUCCGCUACCAGGGCCACAUCGGUGCCUACCUGGUUGUUGCUGGCGUCGACCCUACUGGCACCCACCUCUUCACUGUCCACGCUCACGGCAGCACAGAUAAGCUUCCCUACGUUACCAUGGGCAGUGGUAGCUUGGCAGCUAUGAGUGUGUUUGAGACGCAGUGGAAGCCCGAUCUUAACCAGGAGGAGGCCGUGAAGCUGGCGAGCGACGCCAUUCUUGCUGGUGUCUGGAACGAUCUGGGCUCGGGCUCAAACGUGGACGUGGCGAUCAUCACCAAGGACAAGACAACACUCAAGAGAAACUACAUCAAGCCCAACGAGAAGGAUCCCAAGCUUCAGAGUUACCGUUUCCCCAAGGGCACGACGGCGGUGCUGAACGAAAAGAUCAUCAAGAGGGACGAGAUCAAGCGAUAUAUUAGCGUGGAAGACGUACCCGUGGAGGAGAAAAUGGACGUUGACAGCUAA
Molecule: messenger RNA, 813 nt
Organism: Fusarium musae
Lineage: Eukaryota; Fungi; Ascomycota; Sordariomycetes; Hypocreales; Nectriaceae
Gene: PUP1
Product: proteasome core particle subunit beta 2
Exons: 2
Coding region: 1-813 (270 amino acids)
Cellular component (GO): proteasome core complex
Molecular function (GO): threonine-type endopeptidase activity
Source: RefSeq, a predicted model, not a curated record